Molecule: messenger RNA, 6312 nt
Organism: Elgaria multicarinata webbii
Lineage: Eukaryota; Metazoa; Chordata; Lepidosauria; Squamata; Anguidae
Gene: ATG2A
Product: autophagy related 2A
Biological process (GO): autophagosome assembly; autophagy of mitochondrion; piecemeal microautophagy of the nucleus
Cellular component (GO): phagophore assembly site
Molecular function (GO): phosphatidylinositol-3-phosphate binding
Source: RefSeq, a predicted model, not a curated record
AUGUCGCGGUGGUUCUUCCCGUGGUCGAGCUCGAUCAAGAAGCGGGCCUGCCGGUACCUGCUGCAGCACUACUUGGGCCACUUCCUGGAGGAGCGGCUCGGGCUGGAGCAGCUCAGCCUCGACCUCUACGCCGGCGCCGGGCGCCUCCGCCGCAUCCACCUCGACGUCUGGUCGGUGAACGAGUUCCUGGAGUCCGUGGGCGCCCCGCUGGAGAUCGUCGACGGCUUCAUCGACAGCAUCGCCGUCACCAUCCCCUGGUCUGCCUUAGUCACCGAGAACUGCACCGUGGAAGUGAGCGGGCUGCAGAUUACCUGCCGGCCCAAAUACCGUGGUGCUGCCCCCGGCUCGGAGUCGCAAAGCUGGGCAUCAUGCAUGACCACAAGCAUGCAGCUGGCCCAAGAGUGCCUGAAGGAGCAGGCUGAAGAGCCGUCCGACACCCCCCAGCCGCUGGAGGGGCUGGAGAUGUUUGCACAGACCAUUGAAACAGUUCUGCGAAGGAUCGAAGUGACCUUUCUGGACACCGUGAUACGUGUGGAGCAUGUGCCCAGCGGUGGAGAGGAGAGCAUGGCCCUCGAAGUCCACAUCAAAAGGUUGGACUACUGCGACGAAGCGGUGAAGGACCCUGGCCAGGCCCUCCCGGUCGACAUCCACCAGCCCCCGCCCUUCGUGCACAAAAUCCUGCAGCUGAGCGGCAUCCUGCUAUACUACGAGGCGUUUGCGGAGGGCAGCGCCCGGGUGCCGUCCCCCGUCCCGGAGGAGGGUGCUGAGCCACGCGACCCCCAAGGGGAAGAAGCCUCCCCCAACUCCUUGCUUCAGAUCGGAAGCUGCUCCGGACACACGGAGAUGAGGAUUAAGCUCAAGCAGAAUGAGGCCUUUCCUGGAGCCAAGCUGGAGCUGGACGGGAAGCUGGGCUCCCUGCACCUGCUGCUCGCCCCCCGGCAGGUCUCGGGUUUGCUGGAUCUUCUCUCUUCCCUGAACCUCUCAGAAUCCGGCCUCCUGCAGAAACAGCUGAGCAAGAGCCGCCCCCUGGACUCGGAGGACCUGAAGCUGAUUGAGCAGGACCUCAGCCAGCAGCUGCAUUCGGGGGCGGGCGGCGCCCCCACGCGCCUGGAGGCCUGCGUCGGACUCGAGAACGGAGAGAUGUUCUUCUCCAUGGCGCCCAUGACGAGCAGCGUGUCGUCCGUGCGCUCCGUCAGCGAGCUGUCCGAGGUCGACCUCGACUCCUCCACCCACAGCGACUUCAGCACCAGCCGCCUGCAGGCUCCGGCCUUCGCUUCGGGGCUGAUCCUGAGUAGCCCCCGGCGUUACGGACGGUCGCCCUUCGCGGCUACCCUGCCAUCCCUCAGCAAGAUGCCCAGUAAGGCCAGCCACCCGCCGCUACCCCCCUCCCUAGAGAGCCAGCGUCCCGAAGUGCUGCUGCGGGUGACGGUCGGGGGGCUCACGCUGACCCUGCUGCAGCCGCCCCCCGGGCCUGCGUCCCCUGACGUCCUGCACCUCCUGCUGGCUCAGCGUUUCUUCACCCACCUCGGGGGCCUGAAGGACUCUGCCUUUGGGGGCCGCGAUUUCCAGCCCCUUCGCCACUGCUUCGAGGAGGCCUGUCCGCACAGCAACGUCCGGCUGACGGGGGCUGCCAUACAGCUCAGCUGUGAGCACAGGGCCUCGGGGCAGCUGCGCCUCCUCAGCUGGGACGCCUCCUUCGGCCUGCUCGAGGUCCUGGAGUGCUUGUGGCCAGGCGGUUCCAGGCCAGCGAAGCCGGAGUACACCGAGUUGCUGGCCUUCGCCACCCCCAGUGCCUUUCCCUACAGCCAGUCGCCUCAGCCCUGCGCCCGCCUCCGCUGCAAGCACACGGAGAAGCUGCCCUCUUCCAAGAGCCGCCUUGCCAAAGCCGCCGCCAAGCAGACCGUGGAGUUGGCGGCCGAGCUGGCGGAGUUCUGCUCCGACGUGGACCUGGCGACCUUCGACCGGCUCUGCUCGGUGCUGCGCUGCGCCACGGCGCCCUCCACGCCCGCCUGGCCGCCUCCCGAGGCCCACUUGGCAGAUCCCGCCCCUGCUGCCCAGUGGCAGGCGAGCGUGCAGCUGGCGGCCCCGAAGGCCACCCUGCGGCUGAAGUUCCCCAUCCCGGACCUGCGCCCGUGGCCCGAGCGGCGGCCCUGGACCCAGAAGGCGGUGCGCAAGGAGAGCUUGCGGCUGGACCUCGCGGGCGCCGAGAUGCGCGUAGAGCUCGGGCCGGCAGGCCUGAGCCAGCUGGAGGUGACCUUCAGCGACCUGCAUGGUGUGUACGAAGACGGCGCGAAGCUCUCGGUGCCCUGCUUCCGGGUCGGCAAAGCCCCAGACCUGUCGGCCAAAGAGGGCGGGAAGAAGUACGUUCUCCCGAAAAUCGCUCUGGCCCUCCGGCCUCGGGCCAGCGGGGCCCUGUGGGACGCAGCCCUGGCCAAGCCGGAAGAAAUGGAGCUCUCGAUGGCAGAAAGCCCCUGCGAGCUGAAGCAGCCGGAGCCGUCGCCCUUCUCGUCCAAGCGGACCAUGUACGAGACCGAGGAGAUGGUGAUUCCUGGAGAUCCCGAGGAGAUGGCGGAGUUCCAGUCCCAGACCCUGGAGGCUUCCCAGUACGCCCUGGAGUUGACCUGCCCCACCAUGCACAUCUUCCUCCCCAGCAAAGAGUUCUACGAGAGCCUCUACAACAGGAUCAACAACGACCUCUUGAUGUGGGAGCCCCUCAGCCCACCCCCCAGCCCCGCUCAGACUCUGGGGGCCGGGGGGCCGAUGGCGGGCACCUUUGCCGGCGAAGGGCCCAUGUCCGUCCGUUGGCCGGAGAACUUCAAGAUGUGCAAAUCGGCCUUUAAACUGGAUUCAGACUCCGAGGAAGAGGAUUCCCACUUCUACUCGGUGGAUGAGGCCGCCGCGCAGCGGAAGAAGGGGGAGCAGACGAGUGCCUUUCCCCAGAGCUGCGUCUCUGUCGUGCUCCGCGUAGGAAAAGGGCGGGUCACGGCUCUGUGCGACGCUAAGGGCGAGGGGGGCAAGAAGCUGGAGGGCUCCCACGGGGAGCUGGUCUUGGACGUGGAGAGCGGCAGCCUCUUCAGCGUCUCGCAGUACAAGGGCCGCGAGGACCUGGGCUACUUCUGCCUCGAGGCCGAGAAGGUCGCGCUGUAUCACAAAGCUGUGGUGGAAGACUACCUCAUGGCCGAGCACCUGGAAACCCCCAACUUCCUGCCCCCUGAGGGUCUGCACCCCACCAUCUACGCCUCUCAGGAGGGCCCCAUCAGCUGGCCCUUGGGGGCCAAGAAGGAGGGUCCCCUGAAGAUGCUUUCCCUGGCAAUUCAGAUCAACCUGGAUUUGGAGAAAAACAUCAAGGAGUUCCUGGUGACGCUGCGCCUGGAAGGCGCCACCAUGCGCCAUCACAUGGCGUUGCCCCAUCAGAGCUGGUACACACAGAUGAUUGACUUCUUAGAUGUUCUGGACGACCCGAUCCUGGGCUUUGCUCCGCCCACAGUCAUCACGGUGCUGCACACUCACCUGUUCAGCUGUGCUGUGGAUUACAGGCCCUUCUACUUGCCCGUCCGGGUCCUCAUCACGGCCGAGACCUUCACCCUCUCGAGCAACAUCAUCGUCGACACCUCCGUCUUCCUCCUCCGAUUCAUCUUGGACGACUCGGCCCUUUACCUCUCCAACAAAUGCGAUGCGGAGACAGGCGACCUGAGGAAAGAUUACGUUUGUGUCGUGGACGUGGACCUCCUGGAGCUGGUGAUCACCACGUGGAAGGGGGCCACGACUGGGAAGCUGAGCCGGCCUCUCUUUGAGCUGCGAUGCUCCAACAACGUGGUCCACGUGCACACCUGCGCGGACUCCUGUGCGGCCCUCGCCAACCUGAUCCAGUACGUGGUGAACAACGGUGACCUGCACCCGCCACCCCGGCACGACAGCCCCACCGAGAUCGCGGGCCAGAAGGUGCAGCUGUCGGAGAGCCCAGCGUCUCUGCCCCCGUGCCCCCCUGCCGAGACGGCCGCCAUCAACCAGCGCGACCUCACAGACGCCCUCAUCGACACGGAGCGCAGCCUCCAGGAACUGGACGGUGACACGGGUGACGCCGGGCUCAGGCGGCAGCCGUCCCCGGUUUCUGUGUAUCUUUUCCCCGGGGAGAACGGAGCUGCGGGCAAGGCGAGAGCCCCCGCCCCACCGCCUGCCCCCGUGGGGGAGGGGCUGGACUUCAGCCCCUCAGAGGACAGCGAGGGCGAGAGCGAGGCCACCGAUGACUUCUGCAUCCUGGACGCCCCGGGCACGGGCAUCCCGCCCCGGGACGGUGAGCCGGUGGUGACCAAGCUCUUGGAAGGCCCCGUCCGCAUCCAGGAGGGGCAUUUCUCCCGCCCGCUGGGCAGCACGGACUUGCUGAAGGCGCCUUCCCACUUCCCCGUGCCCGAGAGCCGGGUCGUGAUGCGAGAGAUCUCGGUCGUCUGGCACCUCUACGGAGGCCGGGACUUUGGCCGCUCCGCCCUGGGCCACGCCCAUUCGCCCAGGGUGAAGCCGCCCCUUUCCAGCACACGCUCCUCCCCCUCCCGCUCCUCCGUCACCAACCGGCCCCAGAACACCUGGCGGGCCCAGGGGGGCACCAGCCGCGUCCACGACCUGCUGAUGGAGAUCCAGCUGACCAAGGUGAGCUUCCAGCACGAGACCUACCCCAGCGGCCCAUCGUCGGAGAGACCCUCCCUGGAGCUGGGGGCGGAGCAGCCCCUGGCCAGGCAGGUCUUCAUCGUCCAAGAGCUGGAGAUCCGGGACCGCCUGGCCUCCUCGCAGAUCAACAAGUUCCUCUACCUGUACAGCAGCGAGCGCAUGCCCCGGAGGGCCCACUCCAACAUGCUCACCAUCAAAGCCCUCCACGUCUGCCCGGAGGCCGGCCUGGGCGGUCCCGAGUGCUGCCUCCGCGUCUCGCUGAUGCCGCUGCGGCUCAACAUUGACCAGGACGCCUUGUUCUUCCUCAAGGACUUCUUCACCAGUGUGGCAGCCAGCAUCAACCCAGUGGUACCCGCCGAGGCCGGCUCUGAAGGCCGAGUGGAGUCCCCCGGGAAGGACCCCGAGGGGGCCGAGAGCGAGAUGGCCGCUUCGAUGGAGACGACCGCCAGCGAGAACAGCUCCCUGUCCAACGCCUCUUCUUCUUCCUCCGACCAGCCCAUUUACUUCCGGGAGUUCCGGUUCACCUCCGAAGUGCCCAUCUGGCUGGACUACCAUGGCAAGCACAUGACCGUAGACCAGGUGGGGACCUUUGCCGGCAUCCUCAUUGGCCUGGCCCAGCUCAACUGCUCCGAGCUCAAGCUGAAGCGACUGUGCUGUCGACAUGGGCUUCUGGGCGUGGAGAAGGUGGUGAGCUACGCCCUGACCGAGUGGCUGACCGACAUCCGGAAAAACCAGCUUCCGGGCAUCCUGGGAGGCGUGGGGCCCAUGCAUUCGGUGGUCCAGCUCUUCCACGGCCUCCGUGACCUCUUCUGGCUCCCCAUCGAGCAGUACCGCAAGGACGGGCGGAUCAUCCGGGGCCUGCAGCGCGGGGCGGCCUCCUUCGGCACCUCCACCGCCUCGGCCGCCCUGGAGCUCAGCAACCGCCUGGUGCAGGCCAUCCAGGCCACCGCCGAGACCGUCUACGACAUCCUGUCCCCCACGGCUCCCCCCAUGACGCGCACCCUCCUCGACAGGAAGUACAGCCGCAAGCUGAGGCGGGGCCAGCAGCCGGCGGACCUGCGCGAGGGCGUGGCCAAGGCCUACGACACGGUGCGGGAGGGCGUCCUCGACACAGCCCAGGCCAUCUGCGACGUGGCGGCCCGCGGCCACGAGCAGAAGGGCAUCACGGGGGCGGUCGGAGGGGUGCUGCGGCAGAUCCCGCCCACGGUGGUCAAGCCGCUCAUCGUGGCCUCGGAAGCCACCUCCAACCUGCUCGGCGGGAUGCGCAACCAGAUCAAGCCCGACGCCCGCAAGGAGGAGUCGCUGAAGUGGCGCUCGGAAGAAGCCCAGGAAUGAGGGGAGCGCCAGGAGUCGGGCCGCCUCCCUGUCCCGCUUCAGACAUUGCGCCGGCAGCCGCCUCUGCCCCCGUCCCUCCGCCGGUCUUACCAUGUAAAGAACCACGGAGAGGAAGGCGCGGACGAAGAGGCGGCAUCGUCCGAAGUCCCGGGGUCGGCGAGCCGCCCGAACCCCGCAAGCACACUGGGCGCCACGGAGCUGCCGCCGCCUGGCCUGGCCUGUAUUUUUGUACUUUUCAAGACUGUACGCCUGCCAACCGUUUGGUGCAUGACCUGCAGCCGCGCGCGCUCUCCUCCGUAAAGCAUUAUUGGGGGU